Vespa velutina is the source of this 2035-nucleotide messenger RNA. RefSeq names its product keratin, type I cytoskeletal 9-like. Bases 84 to 1556 code for a protein of 490 amino acids. The transcript is spliced from 3 exons. The record is from RefSeq and is a predicted model, not a curated record. NCBI's taxonomy places the organism in Eukaryota, Metazoa, Arthropoda, Insecta, Hymenoptera, Vespidae.
AUCAGAAAGCACAUUUCACUUAACCACUCGGUAGUCGGCUGACCACGAGAAUUAGUUACAAGAAUAUCAACUUGACUAGUGAUAUGCGUUCGUUCAUAAUUAUCGGGGUAUUUGCCCUUGUUUUUGCAAAUGUCUCUUGUAGAGAGACAAGAGGUGAAAAGCCUCAAAGACCACCACAUCGACCGCCAUUAAAGGGUAAACGUGGAGUUAGCGACUAUCCUUUAGGAUAUUCAACCGGGGGUCAUUCCUAUUCUUCACCCGUAUACUCAGCUGUUGGAUCUGGCUAUAGUCUAGGUGGAUCAUCAGGGACUAUUUCUCUUGGACAUUCGGGUCUUCAAAGUUUGCAGAGUUUAGGAGUCGGUGGUGGACACGGUUUAGGAUAUUCUAACUCUGGAUUAGGAUCUUCAUUGGGAUAUGGAAUGUCUGUUGGUUCUGGUUUAGGCCACGGUGGAGGUCUUCAAGGUCUCUCGAGUCAUAGCUCUUAUUCUUUGCCAAGUCUAUCUACCAUCAACUUAGGAUCAAGCGGUGGAUCGAGCGAAGGACUAUUCACUCCUUCAAAGAACGGUCCGGUUACUUUUGGAAUUCAUGGAGGAGGUCAAGGACUCUCGGCUUAUGGAAGUGGAUCGAGCGGAGUUUCCAGUCUUCCGUUAACAUUAUCAUCUUCCCAUGGUUCUUCCUCUUACAAUUUACCAACCGUAACCUUACAAUCGUCUGGUACUUCUACGGGAUAUAGUCUCCCAGCAAGUUCUCAAUCUCAUUCGGUAUCCGGAGGAUUGGUAUUAUCAUCAGGAUCUCAUGGAGGUUCAUCGGGCUAUACCUUACCCAUAUCAUCGGGAUCGUCUCAUGGAAUUUCUUUAAGCAGUCUAUCUUCUGGGUCACAUGGUGGAUCGUCCGGAUAUAAUCUUCCUAUAAGUUCAGGAUCUCAUGGUAUCUCUAGUCUGUCCAGUAAUUCAGGCAGCAUAUCCGGUUAUUCCGUAGCGCCUGUAUCAGCAUCGUACAGCGCACCCAACUCUCACGUGAGCCUGUCCAUUGGUUCCUCCGAUGGAUCCUCUUAUUCUCUCCCAGCAUCCUCCGGAUCUCAUUCAGCUUUGGGAUCCUCCACUUCUGGAUCAUAUUCUAGCUCUGGAUAUUCUCCAGCAUCUUCGGAUGGUAGCUCAUAUUCUUCUAGCGGAAGUACGAGUUAUUCCAAUCCAAGUUCCUCCAGUUAUUCAAAUCCUAGCAGUAGUUACUCCAGUCCUAGUUCCAGUUACUCGAGUCACAGUUCGACCUAUUCCAGUCCUAGUUCCAGCUAUUCAAAUCCUAGUUCCAGUUAUUCAAGCCCUAGUUCUAGUUAUUCGAGUCCUAGUUCAAGCUAUUCCGCACUUGCCAGUGGUUAUUCCUCGAGUUAUUCCAGUCCAUCUAAUUCUUAUGGUACACCAUCGGAAUCUCAUGGAUCCUAUUCACAUUUGAGCCCAAGAUAUAUCAAUUAUCCCGCUGCUAAAGCUUACGAAGCAUUAACAUCUGGCAGCUCGAAAUACGAUACAAUUUCAUAUUCAAGUCCCAAUGGAAAAUAUUAAUCGAUUGCGAUAUAUAAUAGGUAUAUAUAUAUAUAUAUAUAUAUAUAUAUAUAUAUAUGUAUAUAUAUGCAUCUUAGCAUAAUUAAAUUAGAUCCUAGAACGAGAAAUCUUACUCGACCAUAAUUGUUAUAUCUUGCCACAGGGGUAGUAGAUUGUAAUCGUACAUUGAAAUCACGAAAAGAGAAUCAUGAUGCAGGUCAACCGUUAAUAUAUUCUGAAGUACGGAAGACCUAAGAUUACGAAGAAUUGUAAACGUAUUUAUAACGAUAUCUAUUAUAAUUAAUAGUUUAUUUAAUGUAAUUCCGUUUUUUAUUUAUAAUAUCGUUGAUAAAUCACAGAAUGCUAAUGCAAUUUUACAUGUAUACAAUAUCGACAAUGUGAUCCUUGUUGCAUAGUUUUUUUUAUUAUAUAUUAUAUAUAUAUAUACGCAUAAAUAUAUAUAUAUAUAUAUAUUUCUUUUUAUAAUAAAAGCAGUUCCU